CAAGACAGUCCACAGACUAGAUCGUGCAAUCAUCAUGGAGCACGGUACAGCAGGGGGGGAGCCAACCCUCCCCCGACCCCCAUAUAACCCUAUCAUAAACAUGGCCAAUUCCAACCCAGUCAUAGUAGACGAACACCUCCAACACAAACAUCACAUCUUCCUCUCCCGUCCCUACCUCGGCGCCCUCCUCGUCGAGAACUCCACCUCCGACGCACGCGACCACUGCGCGAACGAACGAACCUUUCUCUCCUGGCUCCGUCUCUCCAUGUACCUCGGCGUCGUGUCCAUAGCCAUCAUCAUCUCCUUCCACUUCUACGGCGCCUCGACCAGUCUCGAGCGUCGCAUGUCGCUGCCGCUGGGGAUCAUCUUCUGGGUCCUGAGUCUAGGGUGUCUGGUAAAUGGGUUUGUGAACUACGUGCGGACGGUCAGGAAAUAUAGUCAUAAAGCGGCGCUCGUGCAGAGUGGGUGGGUCACGGAGGUUAUAUUCACCGUGGUGGGCGCGGUUAUCUUAGGGAGCUGUAUCUUGUUCUUGGCUACUGAUGCUAAGAGCAGUACGAAUUCGGGUUAA
Aspergillus campestris IBT 28561 is the source of this 568-nucleotide messenger RNA. Its product is annotated as DUF202 domain-containing protein. The record is from RefSeq and is a predicted model, not a curated record. Bases 35 to 568 code for a protein of 177 amino acids. The transcript is spliced from 2 exons. NCBI's taxonomy places the organism in Eukaryota, Fungi, Ascomycota, Eurotiomycetes, Eurotiales, Aspergillaceae.